Molecule: messenger RNA, 2373 nt
Organism: Bactrocera oleae (olive fruit fly)
Lineage: Eukaryota; Metazoa; Arthropoda; Insecta; Diptera; Tephritidae
Product: tektin-3
Biological process (GO): cilium movement involved in cell motility; cilium assembly
Cellular component (GO): microtubule cytoskeleton; nucleus
Source: RefSeq, a predicted model, not a curated record
AGUGAAUCCUAAACGUUACCACCGAAUUUCGCCAUCACAUAUAGCAUUUGAAAUGCUUUGCUGGGCUGUUGAGGAUAAAAAUCUAUUAUCGCGCUUCCCCAGUAUAUAUGCAAAAACGGAAUCCGUUAAAGAGUUAAUGUUGAAAUCGAGUAUACCCAUUGUGAGUGCAGUUUUUGUGCAAUAAAAGUUAUAAGCAAUAAUAAAAGCAAAAACCAAAACAUUUUAAUCACAAACGCAAAACGCAACAUUAAAAUCAUGAAGUAUCAUGCCACAUCAUAUCUCGAGAAUCGCAUCUUUGAUCAUCGGCUGGUCAAAGACAACCUGCUGGACAAGUGGCCCACCGAGAACAGCACCGUGCACGAGUACAUUGAGCGCAAGGACCACAGGAAUCUGGCAGAGUCAUAUGUAUCGCAUACCAUUUGUAUCAUAUUCAUAUCAUACAUACUUAUAUAUAUAUAAAUAGUUAGAAACCACCUAUCACCUCCGCAUUAUAUAAUACAAAUAUGUUUUCGUUGCUCACCUCAUACACUGUAGCUCCAGUUUAUUCGAAGUGAAAAUAAUUUUUGUAGUUUUCAAUUUUUGACGAAUUUCAUAGUUUAAUUUUGUUGUUUGAAAAAUCCUCAGUUUUUUAUUAUCCUUUGUAAAAAAAUAGUUUUUACUUUUGUUAGUUGAAAAAAAUUGUAAAAAAAAAUUAGCUAAUUAAUUAAAAAUGAGCACGAAAUUUGAACAAACUGUGAUGUAUUCACAAUUGCAGCCAUGGAGUACGGCUGGUGCACCGCCUUGCAUGGAGCCUAUCUCGGGCCCAUCAGUACCACCGCGUGUUGGCAUAGCUUAUCAGACCAAUCAUCCGCAUCCAUGGCGACCGACACUGGCGUACGAAAUGAUUGAGGUCAAGAACUUAGCUGAGCAACCAGUAACCAAUCAGUUAGUUAAGCCGUGCUUCUCACCCUCUGGCAUGACUACAGAGCCCAUGAACUUUCCCAACUUGGUGACGGGUUUCGAACGCAAUCCACAGCACGCUGCCCGUGCGGCGCUCUUCACACGCUACACCAGCAACGAAUGGGUUAAUAGCAAUCUUACCAAGUAUGCCGAAUCCAAUAUAAAUCGUAAUCAGGCGGAGCGCUUGCGUAACGAUGCCGUGCGUUUAAUGCGCGAAACUGACGAGAAGACUUCGCAAGGGCAGCGUGAUGCCGGACGGCGUUUGGGUGAACGCAUAACGGACGUAACAUUCUGGCGCAACGAGUUGAAUACCGAGUUGGAUAAAUUGGUUUCGGAAUCUGCAGCGAUUUCCGACUUAAAGCGCCGUUGCGGCAAAGCCAUGCUGGACUUAGAGGCGCCUUUGCAUAUCGCUCAGGAGUGCUUGUAUCAUCGUGAGGCGCGUGCGGGUGUGGAGAAGGUACAUGACACGGCUGAGAAGGCGCUGUUGCUAGAGAUCGACAAUAUACGAAAUUCGCGCGAUAAACUCAAGGAACUUCAUGAAAAGAUUACAAGACAAGCUAAUGACUGCCGCGCAGCUCAGCACUUGCUGGAGGAAGAUGUCUCGCACAAAGAGUCAACUCUGGGUAUUGACUCCGUUUGUCACCAAUUGAAUAAUUAUAGCCGCGGUAUCACCUACUAUGGUGGCAUUGAAAAAUACGAUCCGAGCAUAAGCACACAAGAAUCAUGGGCUGAGGCGAGCAGUCAACGCGUUAGCAGGUCUCAAGCCGAGCGCGCCAAGCUCUCUCAACUACGCAGCGAUGCCGAAACUAUUGUAAAUGCCAUCGCUCAAUCCGUAUGGGAUCAUUGGAGUAACACGAAUAAUGCUUUGGAUCGUCGCGCACAAGAGAUGAACGAGUCCAAGAAUAAGAUACAGUUACAUUUGCAUAAGGUGCAACAGGAAUUAUUCGAUUUGGAAAAACAUAUUUUCUUGAUACAAAAGGCAAUACAAGAUAAAUCGAACCCCUUGAAGGUUGCACAAACGCGUCUGGAAGCGCGUUCACAUCGUGAAGGCGUGGAGCUAUGCAAGGACUGGGCUCAGUUGCGGCUAGUACAAGAAGUACAAGAUAUACAGGAUACCGUUAAACAGCUACACCACAAGUUGCAGGAAGCUGAGGCUCAGCACCAGAAUUUACUAAAAACCCGUUCAACACUCGAGGCGGAUUUGCGACGCAAAGUGAAUGCCUUGUUUAUAGAUCGUGAAAAGUGUAUGGGGCUUAGACGAUCUUUCCCCGUAAAUAAUUUGAUCAAAUACUAAAUUGUAAAUGUUGAAAAAAUUGUUAGUUUUUAAAUGCAAGUGAAUAAGUGGAAUAUUCGAUUUAUUAAAGAGCGUACAUAAAAGCAAGUGCUGGUCCAUUUAUGUCAAUAAAAAUUAAUAGAAAUUACUUGUGAAAGAAA